This is a messenger RNA of Pocillopora verrucosa, 1065 nucleotides long. The record is from RefSeq and is a predicted model, not a curated record. NCBI's taxonomy places the organism in Eukaryota, Metazoa, Cnidaria, Anthozoa, Scleractinia, Pocilloporidae.
GUGUCAUUCAAAGGAAACUACCCCUCAGAUGAAGAGGAACUCUCAGAGACAAUGAAAGAGCGAGAUCGCACAAUGCUGUUCCCAGAUUACUUCUUCUUUGCUGAAAAACGUUUGGUAAACCAUAGAGUCGAGACCAAAUACGUCAAAGACUUGGAUCACUGUGAGCGUUUCUGCUACAUGAACGACAACUGCGUCAGUGCUAACUUUAAAAAAGAUCCCGAGAAUGGAGGAAUCGAUUAUAUUUGUGAACUGAAUAACGCCACUCACCUUGAACAUGAUACUGACCUGAUUACUGAUGCCGAUUUUUAUUAUCGUGGCUCAAAGAACGCCUGCGGUAAAAACCCACCAUGUCAAAAUAAUGCAACUUGUCAGUCCGGUUUCACAAUCAAGGGAUAUCGAUGCUCGUGCCCUCCUGGAUUCGAAGGAGAACAUUGCGAAAAAGAUAUUGAUGAAUGCCAAAAAAAUACCCACGAUUGUCACCUGAACGCUACUUGUCAAAACACAAAUGGAUCCUUUAUGUGCACCUGUUUACUUGGAUUUAACGGAGAUGGACGGAACUGCACAGACAUCGACGAGUGUUCAAACACAAACAUCUGCAAUAAGAACGCCUCCUGCAGUAAUACCCAGGGCUCCUACAGUUGCGCCUGUAAUCCUAAAUACACUGGGGAUGGUUUGACUUGUAAAGCCGAUCCGUGCUAUAAUUACAGAAACCUAAGCGAUGCUGACAGAAAGAGCACCUACUACACACCCGACGGUGGAGAAAAAUGUGACGACGAAUCAUCCAUAAUAUCCGAGGAAUGGUAUCGUUUCGUGGGAGAUGCAGGAACAAAAAUGCCAACCCAGUGCGUGCCGGAUUGGAGAUGUGGUGCAGCCUUAUCAGGCUGGCUAAAAGGUGGUCACCCCACAUUGACAGAAGGUGAAAUUUCCUCCAAGGUCUGUUUUACCAGAGGUGGAGAUUGUUGCAAGGAAUAUAAAAACAUAUAUGUGAAAGAUUGCGGAUCCUACUUUGUGUACGAACUGCAAAAGCCACCUAAAUGUGAUUUGCGCUACUGUGGCACAGACUAA